AAAAUUGCAAGGUCAACCUUUUCAUGCUUUUCAAAUACCACAAAAAAAACCAUCAUGUAUUCCUAGAUUUACUUCUGUGAGACCUUUUGCACAAUCAAGAUCAGUAUUAAGCAAAGUUUUUAAUUAUUUUUCAUCUGUAACUUAUGAAGAUAUUAAAGAUUUCAAUGAAAAUCAUUCAAAUCAGAAAGAAAUUCACUGUCAUUUUCAUUAUCAUUUUUGA
Molecule: messenger RNA, 220 nt
Organism: Cetraspora pellucida
Lineage: Eukaryota; Fungi; Glomeromycota; Glomeromycetes; Diversisporales; Gigasporaceae
Source: the annotation of a GenBank genome assembly